Amyelois transitella is the source of this 4225-nucleotide messenger RNA. RefSeq names its product Fanconi anemia group D2 protein (gene FANCD2). Lineage: Eukaryota; Metazoa; Arthropoda; Insecta; Lepidoptera; Pyralidae. Gene Ontology annotation, cellular component: condensed chromosome; nucleus. Gene Ontology annotation, molecular function: DNA polymerase binding. The record is from RefSeq and is a predicted model, not a curated record. Gene Ontology annotation, biological process: interstrand cross-link repair; double-strand break repair involved in meiotic recombination; homologous chromosome pairing at meiosis. The transcript has a single exon. Bases 143 to 4198 code for a protein of 1351 amino acids.
UUUCUUUUAGUUUAGAGUUGCGCGAGAGGUUGGUUGGGGUAAAGCUCGGGUUUGCUUCAUGGAAAAACGUAAAAUUAUUUUUGCAAAAUUUAGACAAGCCUUUUUCUUGUUUUCUUUGUUAUGCUAAUUCCCUCUAGGAAACAUGAAAUCUUUCAAUAGAAACUCCAAAAGAGCUCGACUUAGUGAAGAACAUGAAAUGGAGCUUAAAAAUCUCACCACUUUUGAAGAAACCCAGAAAGUCGUUAUGAAAGAAACACUUUUAGAAAGUGGAUUGGCUUUAAAAAAUCCUCCUGAGAAGUGUGUCGCAUCUCAAGAAUCUAUUCAUAUAGUGCGUAACGUGAAAAAGAACUUGGAAAACCAUGUUAAUUAUCCUCGAAAUGUGUCAAGUUUCUUUAAUAAUCUUGAAUGUGAUUGCCGAAAUCUUGAUUUAUUCAAGCAUUAUCUAUUUCCAAAUAUCGUUAGAAUAACUGGGGAUAGCCCAGAGGAACACCAUACAAAUGACAGUGUUUUCAAAAUAUUAUUGAAUAUUCCUAUUUUGCAGACAAAGAUUAUUGAUUUAUUGUUUGAUAGAGCUAUUAAUCUGGCAGCCCAGCGCAAAUGCGGCCCCUGGAUUCAAAUGAUAAUGAAAUGUUUAUCCUCGGUAGACAAUAUCAUAAACACAGAGAAAGUUUCCACCCAGCUUAUAAAUUUACUUGAUGUGACUUCAGAAAAAAUGGUUCGUCUUGAAAUUAUAUCUGCUAUACCAGAUAUAAUAGGAGAUAAAGAGCAUAGUAAUAUUGCCACUGAAAUGGGUAGAAUACUUAGUGAAGAUUAUGACCUCAUUCCUGCCAUUUUAGAUUGUGUCUCAUAUCUUUGUUUGUCGGAUGAUCAGUAUGAACAACUUCAAAAGAAAACUUUGAACAUUCUAGGAAGCCUCUCUAAAUGUGCACAUUUGCCUGUCUUUGUAAAAUUCUUACUUAUACCAGGAAGAAUGAGUGAUGCUGCUUACUUGGAAACUGUCCAAGAAAUUAGAAAUACCUUGGGCUGGCCAACAACAGUUGCAAAACCUCAAGAUAUUGCCUCCAGUCAAGUUCUCACAGCCACAGCCAUAAGAACUUCUAUGGUUUCAUCUAAGGCUAUUGCAGGUCAUUGGAUGAAAGUUGUUGCUUCGUGCAAAGUUCAUACAGAUCACAAACCAAUUGAUUUUAUCAUACUUUUAAUUUUAUCAACUGUGUCAGAAGAAAAGCAAAAGCAAGUGGAAAAUGUUAUAAGGAAGCAAAUUAAACUUGAUAUAUUGAAGGAAGAACUUAUGGAUGAAUGUUUUCAAAAAUACAAGCCUAUACUAAAACAUCAUAUUAGACAUCUAAUAAAACUGAAUAAUUCAAUAUUAAAGACAAAAGGAGACCCCACCAUUGAGUCUUUUGGUUCGCACAUAUACUCAUUAAUGCUGUCAGAACUUGAUGAAAACUGUAGAACACUUGUUGCUGAACUUCUUCAACUAGGAUUAGAUUGUAAACAUUGUCUUUUAAGCAUAUUGCUGAUAUUGAACAAUGUUGCCUCUAAAGACAUGUAUUUGUUAAAAGCGCAAAGUGUGCAGAUGCUGACACUACUCGACAGAAUGGAUGAUAUGAAUAUAGUUGAAAUUAGAGCUGUUAUGAAUUUACUAUGUGGGCUUGCAUAUACCUAUGAAAACUCAGUCAUUAGAGAUGACAUGCAUAUGAUUAUCCGCAAGGAAUUGGGUAGCUCUUCCCCUAGGAUUAAAAUACAGGGUAUUCUAGCAGGCACACAUGCUAUAAAAUAUCUUAUGGCUAGCACCAAUAAUGAUCUUACUACAGAAUUUCCUGAUGAUGUAAGCUAUGGUUCUGUCAUUCAUUUAUCAGAAGGAGACCUUCGAGAAGCAGCUCAGAUUAUAGAAUUGAUUAGCCGAAGUACAAGGCAGUUUCCAGAUAUGAUAGCUUUUUUCUAUGAUGAAUUAUCUAAAGUUAUUGAGACAGCAUCUCAUAUAAAUAAACAAUUUUUGGCUUGGCUGACUGAUGCUGUUACUAAUGAUUUACAACAAAAUUUUAUUGUUGAUACCAUAGAAAAAGAAAGAAUUGCAGAUUUAAAAUUAACAAUGCAAUAUUGUCUCAAUGCAGAAAGUGAAAUGGAUGAAGUCAUUGCCAUUAAUAUAGGAGGGUUAGUUUUACAGUCUAAGAAUGAAAUUAAUGUAGGGAUUUUAUCUCCUCUAUUUCAACUUGUUCAAACUUUACACUUCAAACAACAUGAUGGAAAUUUAUCAAACAUAGAUGCGUUAUUGGGAUGCCCAAUUGUUAUGCCAAAAUAUGAUAUUGAUUUAAUAGAAGAUAUGGAGCCAACAACAGUUUCAAAUAUUUUAGAUUGUUUAAUACAUUGUGUCAAUUGGUUUAGAGAAUUAUUAAAUGCUUUUUCUGUCCAAAAUGAUGAAGCUCUAAGAACAAAAAUUUUGAAUAGGGUUUUACAAGUUGAAGAAUUGGAAAAUAUUAUUGGACAAAUACUUCUCAAGACCAAAAUAUCAUACAAACCACCAAUUUGCACUUUCAAUAUAAAUAAAUACACAGGAGAACAGGUGGUGAAAAAGCCUAUAAAGAUUCAGAUUGCUAAACAAAAAAUGCAGAAAAAACCUCCACAUGACGAUAGUGUACUACCUGAAACAGCGAAGUCCCAAGGAACUCAAAACCAAAAUCCAGUCAAAAAUAAACUUGAGGCCCUUUAUAACAUUCCACUUCGAUCUUUAAAUUUGAAUCUACUUCAGCUCUUGAAAACUGAAUUGACUUCUGAUGAAGAUGAAUCUGAACUCACAAUAAAAACGUUAAAGUUCAUAUUAAAAUGUAUAAAUGAUAAUUUAGAGAGUAUUCUCAUUUCUAAAAUCAAGAGAAAGACUUUUCUUUCUAAACCAGAUGAUAGUUUCUCCUAUGAUCCAAAGAAAGCUGAAGAAUGUGCGAAAUCUGUAAGUGAGGUACUGCCAAAAAUUGCAGAGCACUUAACAUUUAUAGUGUCAAAUCUGGAAAGUAAUUUACCAGCAAAGACAAUUGGUGAAAAGGAACUUACAAGCGAAAUUAUAGAUUGUAUUACAAAUCUGGAAUUAAUCUAUAAAUUUUACACAAUAUACUUUAAAUGGAUUGGUUUCAGAAACCAUCAUAAUGCACUAUUAAAAAGCUCUUUAAGGUCCAUAGCUCCAAUCACUAACACUGAUGCUAUAUCUUUGAAGGAUUUGAUCAUCUCUGUUGCCAAAUUUUUUGAAAAACAUCAGAAAUACUGCUUGCAGUUGUCUACAGCUGUAGCACUAAUUGAUUUUAUUAAAUCUAUUCAGACAUAUUCUGAUAAUACUGAAAUUCUAAAAAUAGUGAAGGAUAUGGCUCAAAGAUUUUUGUCAGAACAAUGGAAAACAAUAGAUGGUGUACCUGAAAAAGGACUAAUAUUCAAUCAAAGUUUAGACACAUUUGCAUCAACUUAUUUCCUUAACCAUGAAAUAUUGGCCCUCAGGAGUUUAACCUUACAACUGACCAAUGAUAUAAAACUAUUGAAAGGUCGAAAUGAUAAGUUAAAUUCUUUUAAGAGUAUUACUAAAAAUAAUUUUGCUAUUUUGUACAGAAAUCUUGGUUCAGCUGUACAUGAAGCCGCGAAGGCCCGUUUGACUAGGGGUUUAUCAAAUUCUGAGCACUUGGAUUUGUGGAAAGAUGUAGCAGUAAUUUUAAAACAUAUGUCUGACAUUGCAAAAACUCUCGAAAAUAGAAAUAAUUUGUCAGUAUUUUUCAAAAAAUCACUUCCUAUCCUCAAAUUAUUCAUGUCUCAAGGUAUACCAAUAUUAGAAAUUCAGCUUAAAACUGAAACAGAGGAAGUGUUGGAAAUUUUAAAAAUCCUCCAACAAUCUACAAGAUUCUUGCAAUCGCUUUGUUGCCAUUCCAGGCUUAAAAAGGAUACAGUUUUGAUGAGUAAGGUGCCAUACAUGAGAGAAUUGCUCGAAACUUUGAUUUAUAAGGUGAAAGCUGCUUUGGCGGCGAAUAAUUGUUCGGAAGCUUUUUGGAUGGGUAAUCUUAAGAAUAAAGAUAUACAUGGCGAAAUAAUAGCUACUCAACAGAGCAUAGAGAGUGAAGAAUCAGUGGAAGAUGGCGAUGAGCAAUUGCCUGAAGACGACGACAGUGAUGACACAGAUGAUGAAAUGUUAAAUCCCGAUUCCAAGAGUAUCAGUGAUAUAGUUUAAGUUUAAAAAUAAAGUUUAUUGUCCUCA